AUGGAGGUGUCCGGCGGCCGCGAUCCUGGCGGCGACGGGGCAGGGGACAGUGCCCCGCCGGACCCCCUGGCGCACGGCGCCACUGCGCCCAACUCCGGCCCCUGUGCAGCCGCCCGGGAGUCGGAGCGCCAGCUGCGCCUCCGCCUCUGUGUCCUCAACGAGAUCUUGGGCACCGAGAGGGACUACGUGGGCACCUUGCGCUUCUUGCAGUCGGCAUUCCUGCAUCGCAUUCGGCAGAACGCGGCGGACUCGGUGGAGAAGGGCCUGACGGAGGAGAACGUCAAGAUCCUGUUCUCGAACAUCGAAGACAUCCUGGAGGUUCAUAAGGAUUUCCUGGAGGCCUUGGAGUUUUGCUUACACCCGGAGCCUCAGUCUCAGCAUGAACUUGGGAAUGUGUUCUUAAAAUUCAAGGACAAGUUCUGCGUAUAUGAAGAGUACUGCAGCAACCACGAGAAGGCCCUGCGGCUGCUUGUGGAGCUGAACAAGAUCCCCACCGUGCGCGCUUUCCUCCUGAGCUGCAUGCUUCUCGGAGGCCGGAAGACCACGGACAUCCCUCUGGAGGGCUACCUGUUGUCUCCUAUUCAGAGGAUCUGCAAGUACCCCCUCCUCCUCAAGGAACUGGCCAAGAGGACCCCUGGCAAGCACCCCGACCACCCCGCGGUCCAGAGCGCCCUGCAGGCCAUGAAGACCGUCUGCUCCAACAUCAAUGAGACCAAGCGGCAGAUGGAGAAGCUAGAGGCCCUGGAGCAGCUGCAGUCACAUAUUGAAGGCUGGGAGGGCUCCAACCUCACGGACAUCUGCACCCAGCUCCUCCUGCAAGGGACUUUGUUAAAAAUCUCCGCAGGCAACAUCCAGGAGAGAGCUUUCUUCCUCUUCGACAACCUGCUCGUCUAUUGCAAGCGGAAAUCCAGGGUCACGGGGGGCAAGAAAUCCACCAAGAGGACCAAAUCCAUCAACGGCUCCUUGUACAUCUUCCGGGGCCGAAUCAACACUGAGGUCAUGGAGGUGGAGAACGUGGAGGACGGGACAGCGGAUUAUCACAGCAACGGCUACACCGUCACCAACGGCUGGAAGAUCCACAACACGGCCAAGAACAAGUGGUUUGUCUGCAUGGCCAAGACGGCGGAGGAGAAGCAAAAGUGGUUGGACGCCAUCAUCCGCGAGCGGGAGCAGCGCGAGAGCCUGAAGCUGGGCAUGGAGCGCGAUGCCUACGUCAUGAUCGCGGAGAAGGGGGAGAAGCUGUACCACAUGAUGAUGAACAAGAAGGUGAACCUCAUCAAGGACCGUCGGAGAAAACUGAGCACCGUCCCCAAGUGCUUCCUCGGCAAUGAGUUUGUUGCCUGGCUCCUAGAAAUUGGUGAAAUCAGCAAGACGGAAGAAGGAGUAAACCUGGGCCAAGCCUUGUUGGAGAAUGGUAUUAUCCACCAUGUCUCUGACAAGCACCAGUUCAAGAACGAGCAGGUGAUGUACCGCUUCCGCUAUGAUGACGGCACCUACAAGGCCCGGAGCGAGCUGGAGGACAUCAUGUCCAAGGGUGUGAGGCUUUACUGCCGUCUCCACAGCCUUUACACCCCUGUGAUCAAGGACCGCGAUUACCACCUGAAGACGUAUAAGUCCGUGCUUCCUGGGAGCAAGCUGGUGGACUGGCUCCUGGCCCAGGGUGAUUGCCAGACACGUGAGGAGGCGGUGGCGCUUGGCGUGGGGCUGUGUAACAAUGGCUUCAUGCAUCACGUGCUGGAGAAGAGCGAAUUCAAGGACGAGUCGCAGUACUUCCGCUUCCACGCGGACGAGGAGAUGGAGGGGACCAGCGGCAAGAACAGACAGCUGCGCAGCGACUUCAAGCUGGCAGAGAAUAUCCUGGCCAAGCGCCUGCUGAUCCUGCCCCAGGAGGAAGACUACGGCUUCGACAUUGAAGAGAAGAACAAGGCUGUGGUGGUGAAGUCAGUCCAGAGGGGCUCGCUGGCGGAGAUGGCCGGCCUGCAGGUGGGGAGGAAGAUCUACUCCAUCAACGAGGACCUGGUGUUCCUGCGGCCCCUGGCUGAGGUGGAGUCCAUCCUCAACCAGUCUUUCUGCUCCCGCCGCCCGCUGCGUCUCCUGGUCGCCACCAAGGCCAAAGAGAUCGUCAAAGUCCCCGACCAUCCAGAGGCCCUGUGCUUCCAGAUCCGGGGAGCAGCCCCGCCGUAUGUCUAUGCAGUGGGGAGAGGCUCCGAGGCUGCGGCUGCAGGCCUCUGUGCUGGCCAGUGCAUCCUGAAGGUCAACGGCAGCAAUGUGAUGAAUGACGGAGCCUCAGAGGUCCUGGAGCACUUUCAGGCAUUCCGGAGCCGCCAAGAAGAGGCCCUGGGCCUGUACCAGUGGAUCUACCGCACCCAUGAGGAUGCGCAGGAGGCCCGGGAGGCUGCUGGCGAGGACCCCAGUGGCGAGGGGGCCCGAGAGGAAGACCAGCUCAACUCGGCCUUCCCCCUAAUGUCCCUGGGCCCCCAGCCGAGCCAGCACGAGGACAGCCCUUUGGUCAGCCUGACAGUAGACAACGUGCACCUGGAGCAUGGUGUGGUGUAUGAGUACGUCAGCACCGCGGGCAUCAAGUGCCACGUGCUGGAGAAGAUGGUGGAGCCCCGCGGCUGCUUCAGCCUCACUGCCAAGAUCCUUGAGGCCUUUGCUGCCGAUGACAGUGUCUUUGUGCAGAACUGUGGGCGGCUCAUGGCCCUAAGCAGCAACAUGAGGACCAUGUCCCACUUCGAGUUCCGCAACAUCUGUGACACCAAGCUGGAGAGCAUCGGCCAGAGGAUCGCCUGCUACCAGGAGUUUGCAGCUGAGCUAAAGAGCAGGAUCAGCCCACCCUUCAAACAAGCACCCCUGGAACCCCAUCCGCUGUGUGGCCUGGACUUUUGCCCCACCAAUUGCCACGUCAACCUCAUGGAAGUAUCCUACCCCAAGACCACGCCCUCGGUCGGGAGGUCCUUCAGCAUCCGCUUUGGUCGCAAACCCUCCCUCAUCGGCCUCGACCCAGAACAAGGUCACCUGAACCCCAUGUCCUAUACCCAACACUGCAUCACCACCAUGGCUGCCCCAUCCUGGAAGUGCCUGCCUGCUGCGGAUGGGGACCCACAACGUCAGGGUCCCAACGACAGCAGCUUUGGGCCAGCCAAUGGAGCCCUUGGCCAGGAGGACCGAGGCCUGAGUUUCCUACUCAAGCAGGAGGACCGUGAGAUCCAGGAUGCCUACCUGCAGCUCUUUACCAAACUGGAUGUGGCCUUGAAGGAGAUGAAGCAAUAUGUCACUCAGAUCAACAGGCUGUUGUCCACCAUCACAGAGCCCACCUCCAGUGGGUCCUGUGACCCCGCCUUGGCCGAGGAGGCCUCCUCCCCACCGCUGGUCAGCGAAGAGAGCGAGAUGGACAGGACCGACCACGGCGGCAGCAAGAAGGUGUGCUUCAAGGUGUGCGAGGAGGAUCAGGAGGACUCGGGUCACGACACCAUGAGCUACCGGGACUCCUACAGUGAGUGUAACAGCAAUCGGGACUCUGUCCUGUCCUACACCAGCGUGAGAAGCAACAGCUCCUACCUGGGCAGCGACGAGAUGGGCUCCGGGGAUGAGUUGCCCUGUGACAUGAGGAUCCCAUCAGACAAGCAGGACAAGCUUCAUGGCUGCCUAGAGCAUCUCUUUAACCAGGUGGACUCCAUCCACACACUCCUGAAGGGGCCAGUCAUGAGCAGAGCUUUUGAAGAGACCAAGCAUUUCCCCAUGGACCACAGCUUACAAGAGUUCAAACAGAAAGAGGAAUGUACAAUCCGUGGCCGAAACCUGAUCCAGAUCAGCAUUCAGGAGGACCCCUGGAACCUCCCCAAUUCCAUCAAGACCCUGGUGGACAACAUUCAGAGAUACGUGGAAGAUGGAAAGAACCAGCUGCUCCUGGCCUUGCUGAAGUGCACAGACACGGAGCUGCAGCUGCGGCGGGACGGCAUCUUCUGCCAGGCGCUGGUGGCCGCUGUGUGCACCUUCUCCGAGCAGCUGCUGGCGGCCUUGAGCUACCGCUACAACAACAACGGCGAAUACGAGGAGAGCAGCCGGGACGCCAGCCGCAAGUGGCUGGAGCAGGUGGCGGCCACCGGCGUCCUCCUGCACUGCCAGUCCCUGCUCUCGCCGGCCGUGAAAGAGGAACGGACCAUGCUGGAGGACAUCUGGGUGACCCUCUCGGAGCUGGACAACGUCACCUUCUCCUUCAAGCAGCUGGACGAGAACUAUGUGGCCAACACCAAUGUCUUCUACCACAUCGAGGGCAGCCGGCAGGCGCUGAAGGUCGUCCUCUACCUGGACAGCUACCACUUCUCCAAGCUGCCGUCCCGCCUGGAGAGCGGGGCCAGCCUGAGGCUGCACACCGUGCUCUUCACGAAAGCUCUGGAGAACAUGGAGGGCUCACCUCCUCCAGGCAGCCAGGCUGCGGAAGAUUUGCAGCAGGAGAUCAACGCCCAGUCUCUGGAGAAGGUUCAGCAGUACUACCGCAAACUCAGGGCAUUUUACCUGGAACGGUCUAACCUGCCCACGGAUGCCAGCACCACAGCAGUGAAGAUAGACCAGCUGAUUCGCCCCAUCAACGCCCUGGACGAGCUCUGCCGCCUCAUGAAGUCCUUCGUCCACCCCAAGCCUGGUGCCGCCGGGAGCCUGGGCACCGGCCUCAUCCCCAUCUCCUCCGAGCUCUGCUACCGCCUGGGGGCCUGCCAGAUCGCCAUGUGCCGCACAGGCAUGCAGAGGAGCACCCUGAGCCUCUCCCUGGAGCAAGCGGCCAUUCUGGCGCGGAGCCACGGGCUGCUGCCCAAGUGCAUCAUGCAGGCCACGGACAUCAUGCGGAAGCAGGGCCCCAGGGUGGAGAUUUUGGCCAAAAACCUCCGGGUCAAGGACCAGGUGCCCCAGGGCGCCCCGCGGCUCUACCGCCUCUGCCAGCCGCCGGUGGACGGAGACCUCUAAACGCCGAGGUGCCUGGUGCCUGGCCGCAUCCUCUGGAGCCGGGGUUUGCAAGGACACAGGGGGCCACGCGGCUUUCUCCAGAGCUGGCCUGAGGCCUCCGCUCCGCCUGCCUCGAGAUCUGCCCGGCCUCCUCCAUUACGUCACCUCCUGGGAGGAUAAAUGGUGCCCCCAAACGUGGAUGAGCUGGCGAUUGGCCCUGGGCCGGCAUGUUCUCCACAGUUCUGCCAGAAUCCAGAGGGGGUCCUGGGGACCCACAGAACUGAUGGGUGCCUCCAAGGCCUGCGCUCCUGUCCCGAAGUCCCCAGGACACAGGGGAGACGUCAGGGGCGCCGCAGCUGGAGGCCCGUGGCCCCAACUCCCUCGGGAUGACUCAACCUGCACUUUGGAAACCCCUGGUUUCCUUUAAGUCCACAUUCCAGGUGACCACACGUGUCUCUUCCUCACCUUAGCUUCCAGAUCCCCCUCUAACCCUGUACUAAUCUCCCCAAUGGACUCAGAAAAGCCAGACCUCUGCCGGGAAAGACAGAGGGACAGGGCACAACACUUAUUACCAAGAGGACGGUUGAAAGCCACCCUGGCUUACUCUAUCAACGCCAUUGGAACUGGAGCCAUCAGCCCAGGGCACAAGACUUGCCCCAACUUUAUUUAUAUGGCGUGAACUCUCUAUGGUUUAUUUUGGGAUUUUUAUGUUGUCGUUGGUUGUGUUGAGAUUUCCGCCUCCUGCCCCCCAGGUUAUGUGAGUAUAUAUUUGCAUUUUAAAUUUCAAAGAAAGCUAUAUUGUCUAACAGGGGACCAACAUAAAGUAGUAUUGACAACUUUUCCCAGUUCUACUAAAAAAAGAAAAAAAAAACUAAAUUAUUGAAAAUGAAAGAAAUGUAUUUCAUCUUUUUUAGUAUUAGGGUCUUAAGAUAUUGCUUACAGAUAUCAACUAGGGUUCCUUUCCCCACCCACCCUCAGUUCUCUAGCCGUUGGCCUGUAUCAGGGUGAAUUACUUUGUUUUUUGAAUGACUGGCUCCAAGGGUUUCAGAGGUGGCUAGGCCAGGCCUGGGGGCUGGAGGGGGUUGAACCAUCCACUGGAGAGGCAGUCCCACACCAGUGUGUGUCCUCGGUGGUAGAGGGGCUGCUGAGAUAUCCUGAGAGGUGGCUUCUGUAAUUUAUUUUUUAAUGUUAAUCCAGAGCAAUGCAGCAGCAGGGCAUUUGGGACUUCUCAGCCAGCCAGAGAGACCGGAAGCGACCCUGCCCACCUGGGCACAGGAACCUACACAAGAUCUACCCCUCUGUCCGGCCCCCUUCCCCCCAGAGUUUGUUGCCUCCACCUCCUGUCGCCAGCAGGGAAAUGUCUUUCCAGCCUUGGCUGAUGGGUGAGAUCAGGUGUAGGUUUUCCUCUGUCCUGCAGGCUUGAAGCUGCACCAACAUCUUGGCUCCCUGCACCCCCAGGAGUCGCCUUCCCUCUCUUGCCACCCUGCAUCCGAUUGCAAGAGGUGAGCUUGUUGCUGGACAGAGGUGGCCUGGUACAAAUGAGGACCCCAUGUCAGAAAGGGAGAGGGUUCCCUGCGGGCAAGGGUGUUGUGCACUGGUUUACUUUACAAUGUACAGAUCUUCUCAUUCAAUUCAUGAUAGAUUUUUUUAUUAUUAUUAAAAGUUGGUUUAUAAUACAAA
Messenger RNA from Odocoileus virginianus texanus, 6621 nucleotides. RefSeq names its product phosphatidylinositol-3,4,5-trisphosphate dependent Rac exchange factor 1 (gene PREX1). Gene Ontology annotation, biological process: positive regulation of GTPase activity; G protein-coupled receptor signaling pathway; regulation of signaling. Gene Ontology annotation, cellular component: plasma membrane. The record is from RefSeq and is a predicted model, not a curated record. NCBI's taxonomy places the organism in Eukaryota, Metazoa, Chordata, Mammalia, Artiodactyla, Cervidae. Gene Ontology annotation, molecular function: guanyl-nucleotide exchange factor activity; GTPase activator activity; protein binding.